UGGGUGAAGGACCAAACCGAGAGCUCUUCAGUAGCGUCUUUUUCCGCUCAUCGGAUGGAGGCUUAUUCGAACACAUUCUCUCACACACACUUUCCCCAUUUUAGAGGUUGAGGUUUGCGCACGCGUGUGUGUGCGCACAAAAGAGGGGAGGAAAUGAAAGUGUAAAAUAUUAAAGUUGUGUAAGGAGUAGUUUCAGUCAGAGUCUUGUCUACACAGCAGUCAUGAGGUCGCUCGAUUGUCUUCCUUUCUGCCUGGUGUUGUUUCUGUUCUGCCUCACUGCAGAAACAAGUCAGCUUUCUUCACACUGCUGUUUGACGACAGGCAAAGAAAAACUACCUGCGAGAAGAGUGAUAGAUUAUACGGUCCAGAAAGCAGGAGUUUGCCCUAUCAAUGCAAUUGUUUUUUUGACCGUAAGAAGGAAAAUUAAGUGUGCUGAUUCAAACUCAGACUGGGUCAAAGAUGUCAUGAAAAAAGUGGACCAGAAAAAAGCCUUGUCAAGCCAAAAUGCCAAAAGACAGAAAAAAAAUAACAAAGGAAAGAGACGCAGACAGAAGAAUCAAAAGAAAAGUUCAUAAUUUGUUUUUGUUUGCUUUUGUAAUUUGACAUGUGCCAACUGACAUAAAACUAAAUUUAUAAGAUGUGAAAAUAAGUAUUCAAGAUAUUUGUAUUUUGAAUUUUUUUAUCAACAAUGUGUUUUUGUAUUAGACAUUUUUGUACUUAACUCAUGUAAUGUUGCACCAUGUAUAAGCUGUGCAAAUUUGAUUUUGGAAUUAUUAUUGAAUAAACUGAAAAAAUAUAAGGAAUUUGA
This is a messenger RNA of Labeo rohita (rohu), 808 nucleotides long. RefSeq names its product chemokine (C-C motif) ligand 32b, duplicate 3 (gene ccl32b.3). Gene Ontology annotation, biological process: neutrophil chemotaxis; chemokine-mediated signaling pathway; cellular response to tumor necrosis factor. The coding region runs from base 222 to 575 and encodes 117 amino acids. The transcript is spliced from 3 exons. NCBI's taxonomy places the organism in Eukaryota, Metazoa, Chordata, Actinopteri, Cypriniformes, Cyprinidae. The record is from RefSeq and is a predicted model, not a curated record. Gene Ontology annotation, cellular component: extracellular region. Gene Ontology annotation, molecular function: CCR chemokine receptor binding; chemokine activity.